This is a messenger RNA of Myripristis murdjan (pinecone soldierfish), 4749 nucleotides long. RefSeq names its product lysosomal amino acid transporter 1 homolog. Gene Ontology annotation, molecular function: L-lysine transmembrane transporter activity. NCBI's taxonomy places the organism in Eukaryota, Metazoa, Chordata, Actinopteri, Holocentriformes, Holocentridae. The transcript is spliced from 8 exons. The record is from RefSeq and is a predicted model, not a curated record. Bases 340 to 1275 code for a protein of 311 amino acids. Gene Ontology annotation, cellular component: lysosomal membrane.
UGAUGAUGGACCAAACUACAACACUGGGAUCUUUGUCCGUAACAGCGAUCAUCUGACGCUCAUCGCUUUCAACAUCGUAACGUGUGAGGAUGUGGGGGCGAUGUUACACUGAUCCAGUCUGUCAGGAGCCUAUGAACUUUCUUCUUGCUGCAGACAUCUGAAAUGACUGAAAUGAGGCUUAUCUGGUAAGUCAGGAGCUCCGGGUCUUGGUGGUCGUCAGGCUGGUUUUCCUGCCAGAGGAAACACAUCUCUUCACCGCAGCUUGGAGGCAGCACUUGCAGCAGGAGGUCUCUCUCCAGCUGAGGGGGUAGGCUCAGGGGACAGAGGCAUUCUGCCCCCAUGGCCACCGCCCGCUUCCCCGGGAAGAGUGCGGACGUGGCCGCUGCCAACUUGAGCUCUCCAGGCCUGGGUAGACCACCCUGUAUCAAUGGGACGCCGUGGAUCCUCUACCUGCUGGAGGAGUGUGUGGACAACGGGUGGGAGUACUGCAGUGUGGUGAUAGGACUCAUAUCCAUGUUCUGCUUCCUGCUGUCCACUUUACCUCAAGUCUAUGAGGCGUAUCGUAAUGGUAAAGUGGAGGAGGCCAUGUCGUUUGGCUUCCUGUUCUUCCUCUUCAGUGGAGACCUGACCAGCUUCGCAGGCUGCUACCUCACCAGCCAGCUGCCUAUUCAGGUUGUCACAGUGGUGUUCUACAUCUUCACAGACUUGAUCCUCAUCUCCCAGUUCCUCUACUAUAAAAUCAAGAAUAGCUCCAGCAGAAAGAGCCCUGUGUUAAAGUGGCUGUGCUUCUUGUGGUGUGGCUCUGCUACAUUAGUCCUCAUGGUUCUGCCCAAACUCAUCACAGACAGCGGCACAACCAUAGACACACAGAGGCCUGCGACCUCUAACACAGUGGAGAUUACAGGCUACGUGUGUGGAUACCUGGCCUCCAUCUUCUACCUCUCCUCCCGCUUCCCCCAGCUCUAUAAAAACUUCCAGCGCCAAUCUACUGAGGGCACCUCCUACCUUUUGUUUGCUUUGGCCAUGAUGGGAAACGGGACGUAUGGGCUGAGUGUCAUAGUGGUCCUCCCGGCCCUGACUGGCUCCAAACAGACCUUCAUCAUCAAACAUCUGGCUUGGCUCAUCGGCAGCCUCGGAGUCCUCAUACUUGACUUCUUUGUGACUGCUCAGUUCAUCAUGUACAGGAAGAACAACUCUGCUAAGAGCAGGCCGCUAGUCAAAGUCCCAGAGGUGGAGCCCCUGCUCUGCGAGGAAGAGGAACUGUCGGUGUUGUAGAACACAGACAGAGAUCACCGUGGACUUUUUGGUCAAGAGCAGGUGGACUGUUGUGCACACGUGUUAAUAUGUACCAUUUUAGAAGCUGAAUGAUCGUUGUGACUCUGGGGAAAGAGCCUUACAGACCAGAGGCAUGGCAGGACCAUUCUAUACCCACACAGCAGCCAUGAUGGGAAUCUACCACACAAUUACAGCACAGAUUUCUGAUCUGACUUUCCACUGCCAACACGACAGACAUCGUGGUCAGCUUUUUUUGGUGUGGUUUUAUUGACUUCCAAAACUUGUUGCACAUAUAGGGGGACAAAAACAAUUAUCAGAAAUAAGGAUGACAGCUUCAGUCAGUUGCAGAGAUGUACACACAUCAGUGGGGUGUUCUCAGAUCAUGUCAUGUGAUGAGUAAUUUAACCAAGUAUAGCCUUGAAGGGUAAAGCUUGCCGCCCAAGUAUGACUCAGCAAGAAACGUUACUCAGCUUUAGAGAAAGAAACGUCCGAAUGAUUGACAGCAUACACAGCAUCAUUCACUGCAUCUGUUGCUUGGCAACACAAAAGAAACAUCACUGCUGUGUUCACACAGCUGUUGAUUUACUUAGCAUUAUUUAACCUGGCUAUUUAGGAAGAUUGGAAACUAAGUCUAAAGGCAUUAACACAGCUGGAACACUACCUCACAAAAGUCUGACAAUGGCUAUUUCUUCUCACACUAAUUACAUUCCACUAAAGAAAGUGAAAGAUAACCCCAACUGGAGUCAUAAAAUAGUUUAUAUGGACUCUUAUAGACUUAAAUUUUUCAUGUGCUCAUGUAGCUUGAUCAGUUGGCCUUUAUGACGGUCUGUCAACAGGGCAGCAGGGUUGCUGUCUUCAAGUUCAAGUUUAUAUAGAGCCCAAUAUCACAGUUGUCUCAAACGGCUUUCCAUGCCCCAUGUUUUCAGCAAACAGGACGACACCCCCUGACUUAAUCCUGAUAGUGGGCAAGACCACUCAUGCCCAAAAAACCCAGCUGGACUGGGAAAAAAAGUGGAGGAAAUCUUGAGAAGGAGCACAGAGAGAUGAGACCCCAUUCCUGGACAGACAGGUGUGCAGUAGGCAUCGACACAGGGAGCAAAUUACAAACACUACAGCCAUAAAGCAAAUGCAAGAAAACACAAUAGUGUCUAGAAUACCUCUGCGUUUUUAUGGUAUUUUAUUUUAUUAUUGUUUUUUUUUUCUUUGCUUUGCUUUUCCUAAAACUGGAAAUGGAGUCAAAUUAAGUCUCAUCUUACAAACAUCCUCGUCUGUUUCCCUGCCAACAGGCCCGUCAGAGUCCGUGAACCCCCUUUUUUUUUUUGGUACGAGGGCUGUCACUGCUGAUUAAGUGGUCUGUAGGGAUUUCUUAAUUUCAUUGCGCAUAUAAUUACUGGUUUACUUUAUGUGUCAUGUGGGAACAUAUACACCCAGAGGAGGGAGCUUUGAGCCAGAUGUCAUUUGAUAAAUAGAAGCUGUCGGGGAAGACUGUUUAGUUCACACAUUGUUGAUAAGAUAAAUAAGGAACUGCACUAGCGGUUGUUGCUGGAUGUGAACUCUGGCAUGCCAUGUUAUAGUACGCACAGUAAGGGAUCUUAAGUCCUUAUUGCCUGCCACAGUGUUUGAGUGCCAUAAUGCUUUGAUUGCCAGCGUUAAUGCUAUUAAUGUGAGGUGCAGAUCCUGCUAACAAACCGAUAGUUUUGUCUGCUUGUGCUCUGAGUGCAGGGUGGACUCCGGCUAACAGGAAAUGGGAGUGGACAUAACAUGACAUCAUACAGACUAAUUGUAGUAAUAAUAUCUGGCCUAAAAAACUGUCGAAUGGAGCGAAUAAGUCAUGAGUAGCCCACUGUAUGAAUCUGUACGGUGUUUCCCUUCCCCUUAAGUGGAUGGGGUGUGGAGGAGCUGUGUAUUUCAGUCACAGGUGUGUUAUAUUCAGCUUUCUCAGUCCAAACUCUGCCCUGUCCUGGAGAAGCCCCUCAGUGCCUUAAUGUGUCUUGAUGUCAUUUUCCUCUGAGUUGAAAAGGCAAAUGAAACACAACCUUUUUUUUUCUCUCGACCCCAUUCCUUAAAUAUUGUCUGCCUCUAUAAACGUGAGUGAGCUAGAGACAUUAGCAGCCGUCCUGUUGGGUUUUUAUUUGAACAUCUUCCUUUUUAUCUCUUCUUCACAUUUAAAUGCACUCAUCAGAGCAGAUGUAAUGUGCUGACAUGUGUAGGUGGAUCUGAGAUUAUGAAGGAAGUCGGAAAGUUAUUGAAGCCUUGUUAAAAUAAUGAGGUACAAAUUUAGCUGGCAUGCUCACGAAGUGCGCCGCUACUCUGUCGUCUUGUUUAGAGGCAGAGCAGAUGAUCAAGUCAAGUGUAUUUAUAAAGCACUUUUCCAUUGACUGGUUCAUCACACUGCUUCACAGAAUAACAAAGAUAUUAAUACAGAUAAUAGAGCAAGAGAGAACAAAAACAGAAAAGAAAAAAGGCUAGUCUUACUGAUGAAAAGCUCAAGUUACCAGAUAUGUCAUUGAACAUUGUGGAUCAAGAGCAAGAGUAACAACUGGACAACAUUGUGCCAGCUUUCAUGGUUUUGUGUUUGUGGUGAUGUGAUUGUUUAAAAGAUCAGCUACAUAGGUAAACUACUAUAACUUGCAGGCAUCUGCAGAUUUCUCUACCUCAUUUAAGUGUGUGUGCAUGAUUUAUUUCAUCGGUGUGUGUGUGUGUGUGUGUGUGUGUGUGAAAGACAGGCUGAUGGUGAUGCAGUGUGCUUUUUGUGCGUAGAGAGGAUAUGAGUCAUGCACAUCACCCAUUUAAAAUGUGAAAAGGAAAUAUAAUGUCUCUUCUAACACCUGAAUAGGAAAGCCUGUUUAGACAGUAAGAACUGGAGUUUUUGUCAGCGAUAGAAAUCGGAGCUAUGUUGCAAUAAAAAUAUUUUUUCCCCACCUUUCUGAGACCUCCGUAUAAGGCAAUACAAUAUGGUGGCUUUGAUUUGUUCAUUGAAAAGGAAAGGGGAUUUGUGUGCAAGUGUAACUUCUGAUUAUCAGAAAAUACAAUUUUUGUAAAUUAUUUUUGUAUUACUUUGAAAUUUGGGGGCCCUUUUCGUGGUGUCAUUCUGCUGUUUUGCAAGUAUGUGAUGCCUCAGUCAUUUUUACUCUUAGCAUUUUUUAGGAAUCAUUGGAUGAUUCAUUUAGCCUUCGUAUUUAUUGAGUUCUUUAGAACGGUUGCUAUUUAUAAGACUGAUAUUUUUACUUGAAAGGAGAAACUGUAUUGCUUUUAAAAGAUGUAUUUGUUUGCCUUACAUUACUUUGUGCAUAACUAUUUUUUUUUUUUAUCUGAUGCAUUUUCUGUACAAGGCAGAUGAUGCUCUAAUAAUCUGUUGUUUAUGUCAGGCUCUGUCUCGUGCCUGUUUCUUCCAAUGUUAAAUGUAUUUAUAAUGUGAUUUUAUGUAUGUGCUAAACUUCAAUAACUCUUCAAUAAAGUGCAUUAUAUACUGUG